Messenger RNA from Homo sapiens (human), 775 nucleotides. RefSeq names its product nucleoredoxin (gene NXN). Gene Ontology annotation, biological process: negative regulation of Wnt signaling pathway; negative regulation of protein ubiquitination; circulatory system development. Gene Ontology annotation, cellular component: cytosol; nucleus. Gene Ontology annotation, molecular function: thioredoxin-disulfide reductase (NADPH) activity; protein-disulfide reductase [NAD(P)H] activity. The record is from RefSeq and is marked reviewed. Lineage: Eukaryota; Metazoa; Chordata; Mammalia; Primates; Hominidae.
GCUCUCCCCAGCGCCUGCCGCCGACGCCGCCGCCUCCUCCCGCCGCGCGGACCGUGGAGCGGGGUCGCAGCCGCCUGCCCGCCCUGCGGUGGGCCAGGAUGUCGGGCUUCCUGGAGGAGCUGCUCGGCGAGAAGCUGGUGACGGGCGGCGGCGAGGAGGUGGACGUGCACUCGCUGGGCGCCCGCGGCAUCUCGCUGCUGGGUCUCUACUUCGGCUGCAGCCUCAGCGCCCCCUGCGCGCAGCUCAGCGCCAGCCUGGCCGCCUUCUACGGGCGCCUGCGGGGGGACGCGGCGGCCGGGCCGGGGCCGGGAGCGGGGGCCGGGGCGGCGGCGGAGCCCGAGCCGCGGCGGCGCCUGGAGAUCGUCUUCGUGUCCUCGGACCAGGACCAGCGGCAGUGGCAGGACUUCGUGCGGGACAUGCCGUGGCUGGCGCUGCCCUACAAGGAGAAGCACAGGAAGGUGCAUUUUUUGUUUUUGUUUUUGAGACGGAGUCUUGCUCUGUCGCCCAGGCUGGAGUGCAGUGGCGCGAUCUCGGCUCACUGCAAGCUCCGCCUCCCGGGUUCACGCCAUUCUCCUGCCUCAGCCUCCCAAAGUGCUGGGAUUACAGGCGCCCGCCACCACGCCCGGCUGAUUUUUUGUAUUUUUAGUAGAGACGGGGUUUCACCACGUUAGCCACGAUGGUCUCGAUCUCCUGACCUCGUGAUCUGCCCUCCUCGGCCUCCCAAAGUGCUGGGAUGACAGGCGUGAGCCACCGCGCCCGGCCCAGCAUUUUAUUU